Messenger RNA from Calliphora vicina (urban bluebottle blowfly), 3405 nucleotides. RefSeq names its product facilitated trehalose transporter Tret1-2 homolog. Gene Ontology annotation, cellular component: membrane. NCBI's taxonomy places the organism in Eukaryota, Metazoa, Arthropoda, Insecta, Diptera, Calliphoridae. Gene Ontology annotation, biological process: carbohydrate transport; transmembrane transport. Gene Ontology annotation, molecular function: sugar transmembrane transporter activity. The record is from RefSeq and is a predicted model, not a curated record. Bases 329 to 1843 code for a protein of 504 amino acids. The transcript has 7 exons.
GCAAUUUAGUCUUUGAACAGAUAUUGAGGCAGCAGCACGAUAAUUAAGAAGAAUAAAAUAACUAAAAUAUAAAGAAAAACUUUUCGUUCGUUUAAAUAAAUUUAAAUCUACUAUAUCAAAAAUGUUAUAAAAUAAGUUUUAAAUAAAAAAAAUACAAAAAAAAUUUCCAAGUUUGAAACGAACUUCAAGUAAAAUUUGAUUUAUUUUAUAUUAAAAUAAAUAGAAAUAAUUUUACAUAACAUUUGUUAAAAAAAACAAUUUAUUAAGUGAUCUGCUCAGUUUUUUAAACAAAAUUAUAUAAUUUUAUCAAAAAAAAUUUGAAAAGACAAUGGAUUCGGACAAAGUUGUACGCGCCAUGGCGCGUUGGUGGCAGACUGUCAGCCAAGAAGAUGGUGAUCCAAAUGCCCGCAAUCCCAUGCUGUAUGAUCCUCUGCAAGAUGGUGUGGUUAAGACUUCUAAGAAAAUGCAAUAUGUGGCUGCCUUGAUAGUAUGUCUUGGUUCUGUAGCAGCGGGUACAGCUCUAGCCUGGACCUCACCCGUACUACCACAAAUCAGUGCCCCUGAUCCGAACUCAAAUACAACCGUCAGCAACUCAACCGAUACUAAUGCAUCCCACUUACAAUUGACUUUAAGCCAACAGACCUGGGUUAGUUCCUUGCUGGCCAUAGGAGCCUUUUUGGGUGCUUUACCAACAAGUUAUAUUGCUGAUGCUAUUGGUAGACGUUACACUGCUUUGGUUAUGGAUAUUCCCUUUAUUGUCGCCUGGAUUUGUAUUAUUUUCGCCGAAUCUGCUAGCAUGUUAUAUUUUGCACGUUUUACUAUUGGUUUGGCUACUGGCAGUUUCUGUGUUGUUGCUCCCAUGUACAUUUCGGAAAUCGCUGAAGACAGUAUAAGAGGUACAUUGGGUACUCUUUUCCAGUUGUUGUUGAGUGUUGGCAUUCUUUUGGUGUAUGUGUUUGGUGCUAUUGUAUCCUGGACCACAUUGAGUGUGUUGUGUUUGAUGGUGCCAUUGGGUUUAUUUGUGGGCAUGCUUUUCUUGCCGGAGACCCCAACAUAUUUAUUGAAAAAGGGCCGCCGUGGUGAUGCCGCUUUAGCGCUUAAAUUUCUCUGGGGACGUUAUUGUGAUUCACGCUCAGCCAUUCAACAAAUACAAGCUGAACUGGAUCAGGCCGGUGGUAAUGCCUCAGUCAUGGAUCUCUAUCGUAUACCUGCUGCUCGUCGUGGUCUCAUCAUUUCUAUGCUGCUUAUGUUCUUCCAGCAGUUUUCGGGCGUUAACGCUGUCAUCUUUUAUACAGUGCCCAUUUUUCAGUCAGCCGGCAGUACUUUAGAUCCUUCAAUUUGCUCAAUAAUUGUGGGCUUGGUACAGGUCGUAAUGACUUUGGCUUCGUCGUUCUUAAUUGAAAGAGCCGGACGCAAGUCUUUGUUGCUUUUCAGUAGUACCAUUGUGACCAUUUGCUUGGUCAUUUUGGGUGCCUAUUUCAAUAUGAAAGAUAAUGGAAAAGAUGUUUCCUCAAUAGGCUGGCUGCCUCUACUCUCUGUGGUCUUGUUUAUGGUAACGUUUUCGGUGGGCUAUGGUCCGGUGCCCUGGCUAAUGAUGGGUGAACUUUUCUUGCCUGAUGUUAAGGCAACGGCUGUGGCUUUGACUGUCAUGUCCAAUUGGUUUUCGGUGUUUUGUGUGACAAAAACCUUUGGUUCCAUGAUAAACGCCUGGGGUUCUGAUAUGACAUUUUGGUUCUUUGCUGUUUGCAUGCUUGGUGCCACCAUCUAUGUGUACUCAAUGGUGUUGGAGACAAAAGGCAAAAGUUCAGCUCAAAUUCAAAUGUGGUUGGGUGGUGAUAAAUAAACUAUUGCAGAGAUUAUUUUAUUUUUAUUUUCAUUUUCAUUUUUUUAUGUUUUUCAAUUAGUUUGUAAUCAUUUUUAAUUAAUAAUUUUGUUGUAGUCUUUAGCUUAGAUACAUUUUUAAUUUGUAAAUAAAACAGCUUACCACCAAAAUACAACUAAAAUCGAUUAACCAAAAAUUUAGUUAGUAGAACCCCAACAAUUCGCAAAUAGUUUAGUUACAUUUAUACGUAAUAAAAGAUUAAGGAAGUUAACAAAAAUAAUUUAUUUAUAACUUCAUAAUGAUUGUAACAAAAUUGUAAAGUUUUUUUUCUAAAUUUGUCUUAAUAGUAAAAUAUUUACAUCAUAAAUUAGCUGUCUCUGUUCAAAUUUAUUUUAUUAUUUUAAUAUUGCAUUAUUAUUUUUUGUUGUUGUUAUUUUUAAGUUAUUUUUAGUUCAUAAUUUUGUCUAAAUACUUAUUAACGUAUGUUUAUUUUCGUUAUUUAUUAAUUUAUUCAAAAGAAACAAACUGUAAUGUGCAAAUAUUUACACUAUUUUUAAGUUUAAUUGUUUAGUGACAAAAAGUUAGAAUGAAAAAAAAAAUGAAUAAAAAACAAGUAAGAGUGCUAUAUUCGGCUAUGCCGAAUCUUAUAUACCCUUCACCUUUGUUGUGGAUGCAUUAUUAUUUUUUAUAAUUAGUAUAUAUGUAUGUACAUUGCCCACUUUCAGCGUACAGCAUCCUAAAUUUAUCAAGAACACAAAAAACAACAACAACGCCAAACGAAACAAAACACCAAAAGAAAAAACAAAAUACGCAAGGCAAUGAAACCAACACACAUCCAUCCAAACAUACGUUUAAUUGUAUAAAAAACAACAACAACGCCAAAAGAAACAAAAUACGCAAAGCCUGCACAUUCAAACAUACGAUUUGUUGAUUUUUUGUCAAAAAAACCAACACACAACCAAACUAAACUUUAGUUGUAUAAAAAACAACAACAACGCCAAAAGAAACAAAACACAAAAAAAAAACAAAAUACACAAAGCUUGCACAUCCAAGCAUACGUUUUGUUGUUUUUUUGUCAAAGCAUGCAAUACAUUGUGUUUUUUGAUGAAAUUUUCAGAGGUUGUCUCGGAUUUUUGCUCAUAUCUCCGUUAUUUAUGGACGGAUUUUGCUGAUUUUAAAUAGCAAAAUUCUCGAAAGUAUGUCUGACAGAAUUGUUGAAGAUUUGGAUCCCGGAGAUAUCUGGGGCCUUCAGAAAAUUGAUUUCAACAGACAGACAGACAGACGGACAGACAGACAGACAGACAGACAGACAGACAGACAGACAGACAGACAGACAGACAGACGGACAUGGCUUAAUCGACUCCGCUAUCUAUAAGGAUCCAGAAUAUAUAUACUUUAUAGGGUCGGAAAUGAAAAAUGUAGAAAUUACAAACGGAAUGACAAACUUAUAUAUACCCUUCUCACGAAGCUGAAGGGUAUAACAAUGUAAAAGUUAUUAAUUAUAAAUUUACUUAUUAUUAAUAUUAAUUCUGAUUUUGUAAAAAUAAAGAAAUUUGUAUUUUGGUUAAACCAAAUAACAAUAA